GCGCGAGCACGUGUGUUGGCGGUGACGUCACGCGGCUUGCAUCAGCCGAGCGGCGUUGAAGAGAAGCACUCUGAGAAGAAUAGCGAGGCGAGGAGAGCGCAGCGAGACCCCUCACCGCCUCGAGCACAGCGAGACCAGCACAGCGCCCAUCACCCGCACGGCUGCGCCUCGUACCGAGUCCACGAGCCGCCCUCCCGGUGCGACCCGACGCAUUACCAGCGCUGCCAUGGCACCAACUCUGAGUGCCAGCGAAGUGCGACAGAAGUUCAUAGACUUCUUCAAGAAGAACGAGCACGCGUACGUGCACUCUUCCUCCACCAUCCCAGGAGAUGACCCCACGCUGCUGUUUGCCAAUGCCGGCAUGAACCAGUUUAAGCCGAUAUUCCUCAACACCAUUGACCCAUCCCACCCGAUGGCCCAGUUGCACCGCGCGGCCAACACACAGAAGUGCAUCCGCGCAGGCGGCAAACACAAUGACUUGGAUGAUGUGGGCAAAGACGUCUACCACCACACCUUCUUUGAAAUGCUGGGCUCCUGGUCUUUUGGAGAUUAUUUCAAGAAAGAGGCGUGUGAGAUGGCGAUGGCGCUGCUGGUGGGAGACCUGCAGCUGCCCCUCGAGCGUCUCUACGUUACCUACUUUGGUGGAGACCAGAAGGCCCAGCUGCAGCCCGACCUGGAGUGCAAGCAGAUCUGGCUCGAUCUCGGUGUGCCAGAGGAACGUGUGCUGCCAGGCAGCAUGAAGGACAACUUCUGGGAGAUGGGAGACACUGGACCCUGCGGCCCCUGCACUGAGAUCCACUUCGACCGCAUUGGAGGACGAGAUGCAGCACACCUUGUCAACCAGGACGACCCCGACGUGCUGGAAAUCUGGAACCUCGUCUUCAUUCAGUUCAACCGGGAGACGGAUGGGAGUCUGCACCCCCUGGCAAAGAAGAGCAUUGACACGGGCAUGGGUCUGGAGCGGCUGGUGUCUAUCAUGCAGGGCAAGAUGUCCAACUAUGACACCGACCUCUUUCAGCCCUUCUUCCGUGCCAUACAGCAGGGCACGGGAGCCCGGGCCUACACCGGACACGUCGGCAAGGAGGACGCCGACGGCAUUGACAUGGCAUACCGCGUGCUGGCGGACCACGCGCGCACGCUCACCAUUGCCCUGUCCGACGGGGGUCGACCCGACAACGUGGGCCGCGGGUACGUGUUGCGGCGUAUCCUGCGACGCGCGGUGCGUUACGCGCACGAGAAGAUGAACGCGAAGAAGGGCUUCUUCUCAACCCUGGUGGACGUGGUGGUGGAGACGCUGGGCGACGCAUUCCCAGAGCUCAAGAAGGACCCGCAGGCUGUGAGAGAUGUCAUCAAUGAGGAGGAGGAACAAUUUCUCAAGACGCUAAGUCGUGGGCGGCGCAUCCUGGAGAGGAAGAUCCAAAACAUCAAUGACAACGUCCUGCCUGGGGACACGGCAUGGCUGCUGUACGACACGUACGGAUUCCCCGUGGACCUAACUGGGCUCAUUGCGGAGGAAAAGGGGCUCACCAUCGACAUGGAGAGUUUUGAGCAGGAGAAGAAGGCUGCCCAGCUGAAAUCUCAGGCGCGAGGCUUUGGAGACGAGGACCUGAUCAUGCUGGACAUUCACGCCAUUGAUGAGCUGCGUGAGCGGGGUCUGCUGCCGACCAAUGAUGCACCAAAAUACAACUACAGUGCCGAUGCCAAUGGGAACUAUGACUUUGAGAGAGUGGUGGCAGAGGUGCUGGCACUACGCAGAAACAAGCAGUUUGUGGAUGAAGCAAGUUCUGGGAAGGAGUGCGGCAUUCUGCUCAACCAAACCUGCUUCUACGCUGAGCAGGGAGGCCAGGUCUACGACGUGGGCUACAUGGUCAAGGAAGACGACAGCGAGGAUAAAACGGAGUUCACAGUGAAGAACACGCAGGUGCGUGGUGGCUACGUGCUGCACAUAGGAAUGUUGUAUGGCAACAUCAAGGUUGGGGACAAAGUCACCCUCUACGUGGAUGAGGCGCGGCGCCGGCCAAUCAUGAGCAAUCACACGUCGACGCACGUGCUGAACUUUGCGCUGCGGGCCGUGCUGGGCGAGGCUGACCAGCGAGGCUCCCUGGUGGCACCCGACCGCCUGCGCUUCGAUUUCACCGCGCGUGGCGCCAUGACCACUGACCAGAUCCAAAAGACUGAAGAGAUUGCCAACGACAUCAUCCGGCAGGCCAAGCCGGUGUACACAGCGGAUGUGCCGCUGGCCGAGGCGAAGGCGAUUGCGGGGCUGCGUGCCGUGUUCGACGAGACAUACCCCGACCCCGUGCGCGUCGUCUCAGUGGGCGUGCCUGUGCCCGAGCUGUUGGCCGACCCAUCUGGCCCUGGUGGUGCUCUCCACUCUAUCGAGUUCUGCGGUGGAACGCAUCUGCAGAACUCUGGCCACGCUGGAUCGUUUGUGAUUGUCACAGAGGAAGCCAUUGCGAAAGGAAUCCGUCGAAUCGUUGCGGUGACGGGAACCGAGGCCACAAAGGCGACACGCAAGGCUGGCGCCAUCCAGGAAGCCGUGGCAGCGUUGGCUGAGAAGGUGAAGGUCGAAACCGUCCCCAACAAGGAUCUCCAGAAGGAGAUUGCUGACCUAGUGGAGGUCCUGGGCCCUGCCACUAUUCCUCAGUGGCGCAAGGACAAGCUGCGCGAGAAUCUGACAGCACUCAAGAGGACAAUGGAUGACCUGGACCGCGCCAGCAAGGCCGACCUCCAGAAGAAGGUGUUGGAGAAAACCAAGCAGCUUAUCGAAAACAGCCCCAACAAGCCACUGGUCAUCAUGGAGAUGGAUAAUGGUGCAUCUGCUAAGGCCCUGAAUGAAGCCCUCAAGUUGUUCAAGAGUCUUUCUCCUCAAACUUCCACCAUGCUGUUUGCUGUGGAUAAUGACGCUGGAAAAGUCACCUGCCUGUGUCAGGUCGCGGAGGAGGCAGUGCACAGUGGUCUGAAGGCGAGCGCGUGGGUGCAGCACGUCACGCCGCUGCUGGGAGGCCGCGGAGGUGGCAAGGAUGUGUCGGCCCAGGCCAGCGGCACAAAUACCACAAGCAUCCCCGAGGCCAUCAGCCUGGCGCAGGAAUUUGCACGACUCAAGCUGGGCGAGGGCGUGUAACACAUGUGGCAAGCGACGUAUAGAUUUAAACCGCUAAUGCACAAAUCCCGGUUGUGUAAACGGGGCACCAGUAUUGCACAUUUAUCCUUUCCACCACGCACAGGCCAGAGGUACUUUAACUUUUCACUAACAAGCAGAUCCUUGUGCUACACAUCCAUUGCACCAGUGUUGUUCAUGCAGAACUCUCACACUCGCCAUUCCACUCAGUGCUCGCCCUAGAUGCCUGAUAACGUUCAUUUUUAUAAUAAUCAAAUGUCACGCUCGUAGUCUGUAUUGCUGCUGUUAAUUUUUGGUAAUUGCAGGUGUUAUUUCUAGUUGACAUAAUUGACAUUAUAUUGAAAACAGAUUAGAAAAUGUGCAGUCGAUUUUUUCUUUAAAAGUUUAUGCACACAAUAUUGUGCGUUUUCCUAAGCAUGGCAUUGGCAGAUUUAGUUUAAAGGAUGUCACCAUUUACCAGUGCACAAUUUGUUUAGUUGAUCAUUCCCUGUGCUUGGUGGUGCUUUUGCAAUUGGACAGGGAUUUAAAAUGUCUGCAUGAAUGUUUGAAAGAGGUUCCAUCGUGGUGUGAAGACCUUGACAUGGAUGGAAACAUUUUCACUUGCAAGUGCAAACUAUAAACUUCCUGUAGUCCCACAACCCCGUUUACAAGCAAUGCAAAAAUGCCCAACUGUUAAGUUUAUAACGAUCUGUUGUGUGAAUCUACAUUGGCGUUUAAAUCUGAGAAAGACCGUUGACAUGGAGUGACCAACCUUGUGUAACAGGUGUGUAAUAGCUUGAACAUGCAUUACGGGUUCAGGGACUUGCAUAGAAAGUACUAAAUUGUACACUGAAAACUUUCUCAUCCUGCCCGAUGUCAUCACUUGAAUAUGUUAGGAUAGAAUUAGUUUAUGAAAUGCAAUUUUGAAUGUAAAUGUGAAGUUUGAAAGCUGAAAGUCUCUGCAUCCACAUGCAGCUCCCAGCCCAUCGCACGAGUUGCCAUCAGCGUGACAGGGCCUGAGCGCUUUGGUUUAGAAGACGCCUUUGAUUAAAACGUCUUCUAGAAGCCUUUCAUCUUCACCACUGACGGUGAACCCUGCUGCAGGUAUUGGCUUUGGAUAAAUAACUGCAACAGCUGCAUGUAAACUGCAAUGCAAGGGCCCUUUAGGAAUGUCGGGAUAAAUGUUCAAACGGUGCCUGUGGGGCCUUCUAAUGAAACUUCUCAAAUGAAACGCU
Molecule: messenger RNA, 4335 nt
Organism: Petromyzon marinus (sea lamprey)
Lineage: Eukaryota; Metazoa; Chordata; Hyperoartia; Petromyzontiformes; Petromyzontidae
Gene: AARS1
Product: alanyl-tRNA synthetase 1
Biological process (GO): alanyl-tRNA aminoacylation
Cellular component (GO): mitochondrion; cytoplasm
Molecular function (GO): alanine-tRNA ligase activity; nucleic acid binding; aminoacyl-tRNA deacylase activity
Source: RefSeq, a predicted model, not a curated record